Molecule: messenger RNA, 2266 nt
Organism: Paramecium sonneborni
Lineage: Eukaryota; Ciliophora; Oligohymenophorea; Peniculida; Parameciidae
Source: the annotation of a GenBank genome assembly
AUGGGUUAGACAGAUAGUAAAUAAGAGUAGGAUUUUAUAAGAAAAAUAGAUUCUUAAUAUGAAUUCAUAAAACAUUUGAAUGAUGCAAGUGAAUGAUAAUAAUUAUAAAAUUAGGAUAUGGUGAUGGUAAAUUGUUUGGUAAGAAAAACGAGAAAUCAUAGAUGAUUGUAUUAAAGAAUAUAAGUGUUCCAGAUGAAGCUAGUUAUUAAGCAUGGAAGAAUAAAUUAUAGAUUAGAUAAUAGUUAAAACAUCCUAACAUUAUAGAAUUAAGAGGUACAAGAUAAUAAAUAAUAUGAUUAGAAUCAAUAUAAGCAGAAGAAGAGUAAGUGUGUAGUACUUUUUAUAAAGUUAACUUAGUAUUCGAAUACAUACCUUAAACAUUAAAGGAUGCAAUUGAAUAAAGAAAGUAAGCUGAUGCAUAUUUUGGAGAGUAAGAAAUUUUGAAAAUGUUAAAUGGAGCAAUUGAGGGAUUAGCUAAAUUUUAAGAGUUAAAGAUUGCCCAUCAAAAUUUGAGAGUAUAAACACUCUCUUAUUAAAAUGGAAAUAUUAAAGUUAGUGAUAUUCCAUUAUUAGCUAAUAUAACAUCAUUUGCUGCUGUCCUAUAAGAUUAUGGCGAUGCUUCUCAAGGCAAUUAUCUUUCUCCUUUAUUAACUAAAGCAGUUUAUGAAAAUAAUUAUAUGCCUUCACAUAAUUUAUUUAAGUCUGAUGUGUAUACACUUGGAAUGAUAUUUCUUUAAGUUUGUUUACUAUAACCUUAAGAUAAUUGUUAUGAUUACUUUGAAGGAAAAAUUAAUAUGUAAUAAUUGGUCACAAAUAUUGAUUAAGCAAGAACUAUUUAUACAUCGUCUGAACUUGUUGAAAUUAUUGAAGAAAUGCUUGAAUAAAUAGAAAAAGAUAGACCUGAUUUUAUUUAGUUAAGAAACAAAAGAAAAUAAAUUAAUCCUAAAUAAUAAACUCAAUUUGAUGAGUAGAAUUCUCGUCAUUAAGAAAAUGAUUAUUAAAUGAUGUCCUAUCAAAAAAUGAAUAAUUAAUUAGAAGUCAAUCAAUCUAUAUAACCAUCAUAUUAGGAUGAAGGACCAAAUCAAUUACCUGAAGAUAAUUUUGAUGAAUUACAUUAACCCUUAAAAGAACCUCAUCCUGCUAGUUAAAAUGAUCAUGAUAUAUUAAUACAUAAUGCAGAUAUUACUAGGAAUUCUAUCUGUAAUAUUUAUUCUUAUAUUAUUAGCUCCUAUGAAAUAGAACAAUUCAAUUGGAUAAGUCCCUAAAGCAGAUUUACUAGUUUAACCAAUCUCUUUUGCUUAAAAUAAUCAUAUUUUGAAUCAGGACAUUUACAAAGUCCCUGAUCCACCAAAAUAUAAUAUUAAAUAUGACUCUUAUACUAAUACACAUAAAGAUUAAGCUAAUUUAAAAAAAUAAGAUGCCUAUACAUAAUCAAGUCAAAUUUUUAACUAUACCAAUUAAAAAUAAAAUAUUCCAUUACAAUAAUAUGUAACAGCAUAUUAACCACAAAGAGAAUCUGUAUAGGUCAACGAUUAUAUGGAUAAAUUCCAUUUUUCAUCACCUAAUGAUAUCAAACUAUUUGAAUAACAUAAUUAAAUUGAUUAUAAUUAACCAAAUAGAGAGUCUUAUCAAUAUUAUUCUGCAUAACCUUAAAGUAGAUUUUUAUAAAAUGAAUAAUAACCAUAAUAAUAAACAAAUUAUGCACCAAUUUAAGCAUAUCUUCCUCGAUAGAAUACUUCUACAUAUGUUAAUGAAACUUAUCCUAAUGGAUAAAGAUAUGUUGGUGAAAAAAUGAAUGGUCUAAAGGAAGGAAGAGGAAGAUUAUAUUAUAAAGAGGGAGGUUAUUAUGAUGGACACUGGAAAAAUGAUAGAAUUAAUGGAUAAGGUAUUUUAAUUAAUAAUUAUAUUUUAAGGAGUCCUUUAUUAUGCAAGUGGAAGACCUGCUUAUGAUGGAGAAUGGGUUGAUGAUAAGUUCUAAGGUUAAGGUAUUUUAUAUAAUGAUACUCCUAAAAUAGAAGAUAUAAAUUAUAGAAAUCUAGAAGAUAUUGGAUAGUAAUAUAUUAAUUAAUAUUUAAGUGCUUGGACUAAAUAUGUUGGACAAUUUUAUGAUGAUAAUAAAAAUGGAUCAGGUACACUCUAUUUUUUUAAUGGAGAUCGCUUUGAAGGACAUUUUUAAGAUGAUUAAAUUUAAGGAUAAGGUAGAUUUAUUUCAAUUGGAGGAUAAGUUAUAUAAGGAAUUUGGAACUUUAAUCAUUUUGUUUAAUGA